UUUUUCAUGUUUGAUUACUGCUCAGCUGUGAAUUGGCUAACCUUUCGAAAUCAAGGUUUGCGAGAUUGGUUUGGAGAAUGGGGAAAUGUAUCAGUUAUCAAAUAAAAAUUAGCGCGAUUACACGUGCUAGAGAUAUUGAUAUUUUAGCGCUGUUAGAUACGUUAUCAGUGAAUUAAAAUUACAGUAUUCGGUUGUGUAUAUACAAUGUCGUCGGUAAUGGACGAUAUUUAUGAACUAUUAGAUAGUUAUAACGGACGCGACAAGGUUGUCCGUCUCGCAUGCUAUGCUUGUAAAUUGUAUGGUUGCAUACAAGGAGAGAAGUCAUGGCAGGUUGCUGGCUCUCGACUUUCCAAUGCAAGGAUGAUGCUCCGACUGUUUGAUGAUAUUCCUAUGAUCAGACACACAUAUAAUUAUGGCUUAGGGAAACAUGAAUCUUCAAAAAUCGCAGCAUUCCUUGGGGUCCUUGCAAAUAUGGUUGACCAGGCUUUUUUGCCAGUGGAAAAAGCUUGCUGGCUUCACGAUGUUGGAGUUAUUAAAUUGUCAACAGUGACAGCAGAUAGACUUGAAAUAUUGAGCACAGCAUUGUGGGCAGGCAGCUUAUAUAUAUCUCUAAUACAAACAUUCCGGUCUAUGCGGCAUGUCUGGUGGAGCAGGGAUUGUCUCAGUGCUGAGGACGCUUGCGAAGCGAGGAGGAAUCUUGACGCCAGACUUAUUAUCCAAGCGAUAACUGCCGGAAAACUGUGUUUGGACAUCACACAUGCGGUCAGCUGUCUCCCUUCCGGGUGUCUGUGGGGGGAAAAGAUCGGAGGAACUAAAGUAUCAGCCAUUGCUACGUUUUCUUCGGUGAUCGGCAUAGGUUUAUAUUUUGCUAGGAAACGACUUCUCAAGUAAUCUUUUUUCAGAAGAUUGUGUAUUUCAUAAGUUGUAAUGUAUAAUUAAAAUAUUAUUACUAGCUUACAUUAGCUAGUAAUAAUAUUAAAUAUCACUUGCACGAAAAUUAACUAUGUCUUUUUAUAUCAUACGAGAUCCAACGCUGGAAAAGUAACACCCAAUUUCAGUCGUUUUAUUUUGAAAUAUUAUUUGAUGUAAAA
Vanessa tameamea is the source of this 1091-nucleotide messenger RNA. Its product is annotated as peroxisomal membrane protein 11C-like. The coding region runs from base 205 to 891 and encodes 228 amino acids. Gene Ontology annotation, biological process: peroxisome fission. Gene Ontology annotation, cellular component: peroxisomal membrane. The record is from RefSeq and is a predicted model, not a curated record. The transcript is spliced from 4 exons. Lineage: Eukaryota; Metazoa; Arthropoda; Insecta; Lepidoptera; Nymphalidae.